UGGCCAUCUAUAGUCAUCCAUAUUGCCACACUAUCCUUCAAGGAAAGCUUACUAACUUGCUACCAGUACCAUAAUCGCCUGUUAGUUGGUCAUUUUGGGUUGCGACCGCCCAAUAUCGACGGGAAGCCGGUUUUAAACGUGGACUCUUUACGGGUCAUCUUAAUAUUCAACGUAGCAUAUGAUACCAACAUCUUUCCUCUCGAGCUACAUGGUCUCAACUUGUCCGGCUGUUAUAUGAUUCUUUGUUAUACUGGAGCACGGCCGGCGGAGCUUGUAAACAACGAGAGGAAGAAACCUACAGACGGUUUCCUUGAGAGCUUCAUGGUGCGAAAGCGGUCAUGUCAGCUGGGUGCGCCGGUAUCGAGGCUGAAGAGGACGAUGACACUCUGGAGGAAGAUUCCAGUGAACUCUGCAAGCUUCUUUUGCGAGAGACGAUCGGGCGUGAUCGUCCAAAGGCGCUCUGCUAUGAGGACAUCCUCAUGAUCUCGUCAGGCGAACAAAACUUCUUGUCAGGCAAAGGGUCUGCAGGCUACACGGCUCCUAUUGACCGUAAUGUCCCACUAGAGCUUGCGCCUGAAUUAUCGUCAAGGAUGGCGCAAGCAGCCAUGACAGUCAUAAACGUGUGCGAGGACUUCAUUUAUGAUGGGAGACCUAAGGAAUAGGCAGGAAUAAUACUCAAUUUUGCGCAACAAGCACAUGUUCUACUUUUACCAGAUUUCUUGUCACCAUGAUAUAUCUUUACGGCGAUACUAUUUCGCUCCAAACGAUC
This is a messenger RNA of Truncatella angustata, 769 nucleotides long. RefSeq lists its product as uncharacterized. The transcript has a single exon. The record is from RefSeq and is a predicted model, not a curated record. NCBI's taxonomy places the organism in Eukaryota, Fungi, Ascomycota, Sordariomycetes, Amphisphaeriales, Sporocadaceae. The annotation marks the transcript as partial.